Daucus carota subsp. sativus is the source of this 2205-nucleotide messenger RNA. RefSeq names its product WRKY transcription factor 1. Gene Ontology annotation, molecular function: DNA-binding transcription factor activity; sequence-specific DNA binding. The record is from RefSeq and is a predicted model, not a curated record. Gene Ontology annotation, biological process: regulation of DNA-templated transcription. Bases 239 to 1834 code for a protein of 531 amino acids. NCBI's taxonomy places the organism in Eukaryota, Viridiplantae, Streptophyta, Magnoliopsida, Apiales, Apiaceae. The transcript is spliced from 6 exons.
AAGCUUUCUCUCUCUAACUUGAUUUCACUUCUUUCUCAUCUCUCUCCUCACACAUCUCUCUAGUCAAUUCUCUCUCUCACACACACAAUUCUCCGAGCUGCCGUGUACUACCUCCGUCGGCCGGCCGGCGACUCACCGCUCCGAUCAUCUCACCGGGGUUUUAAUCUUCUAAAUCAAGGAUUCUAUAUUGAACAACUGAUUGUAUGAGCCUUGUACUGAAGUCUCGAGUUAGUUUAGGAUGUUGAAAGCUCACGUGGUUACUUCUAGGGAAGGCAUGCCUGAUGCAAUUUCUGUUGACAAGUAUCAGCAAGGGGAGAACCCAGAUGCUGUGUUUCAUGACUCGGUGUCCAACCAAAAGGAAAUCCCUCCCUCUGGAGUACAUGACAAGGAAGAGCAAGGUAACCUGCAACAGAGACAAAAACCAUCUGAAGCAGGGGCAUCACAAGUCAGUCAAGAAGUCAGCAUCGGUCGGGUGGAGUCAGAGAAGUUGCCAAAUAAUCUGAAACCAGUACAAAGCCUUGAUGAUAUAACAGAUGCAUCACAGUCAAACCAAGAUGGAAGCUCUAUAUCUAUGGUGCAUGAGACAGAGCCAGUCAGUUUGCAUCAAGGGCAUAGCUAUGAUAGUGCUAUUCGAACAUCAGAAUCUUGUCAAGAAGGAAGUUCUCUCUCCACAAUACCUGAGUUAGAGUUGGACAAUUCGCUGCCCACACAGAGCCUUGGUACUAUUAUCUUGACCUCGAAAACCGCUGAACAUGGAACGGCUCUUUCUACUGUGCCUGAAAAUGUGCAGGACACAUUGCAGCAAAAUCAGGAUCCUGAUACUUGUCUCUCUGUUUCAAAGUCCGAUCAAGAAAAGUCCAGUUUAUCCAUAAUGCAGGAGAAAGUUCUGGAAAAAUUACCCCUGCGUAGGAACCCUGAUAUCGGGGUACAACCAUUACAGUCUGUUCAAGAAGGGAGUCCUCGUAGUAAACUGCCUGAAAAACCAUCAGAAGAUGGAUAUAAUUGGAGAAAGUAUGGGCAGAAACUUGUCAGAGGAAAUCAAUUCGUUCGGAGUUAUUACAAAUGUACAUUUUUAAGUUGCCCAGCUAAAAAACAAGUGGAACGAACUCAUGAGGGGAAUAUAACUAAUAUUAAUUGCCGGGGUAACCAUGAACAUCCCAAACCUCAACAAAGUCCUCAAACACCUGUGCCACUUCAAGCAAAAAGACCUGAAAAGUCUCCUGUGACCAGAAGUGAAGAUGAAACCACUGACGUUCAUAAGGAGAUUCCUCAUCAGAUUGUGCUGAUAGAAACUCCUAAGCCCUUGCGUGUUCAAGCAAGCGUUGAUGUCAUGGAAAGUUCUGCUUCAAAAUCAAAUAAAACAAAAGACAGGGUUGAUCAGGAUGCUGAUCCGGAGUCUAAAAGACGGAAGAGGGAUAAUUCUACCAGUGACGAUGUUUUGUCUUCAGCUAAUAGGACAAAUGGUGGAACACGGAUUGUAAUCCAGAGUACAAGUCUGGUUGAUAUAGUGAAUGAUGGCUAUCGCUGGCGAAAGUACGGACAAAAAUUAGUGAAAGGCAAUGCAAAUCCAAGGAGUUACUAUAGGUGUUCAAACACUGGUUGUCCUGUUAAGAAACAUGUUGAGAGAGCUUCCCAUGAUUCCAAAGUCGUGAUUACCACAUAUGAGGGGCAACAUGACCAUACAAUGCCUUCUGCACGAACAGUUACUCACAACACAUCAGGAGCUGAUACAAAUGCAAAUCCCCAGAAUGGUGAAGCAAGAUCUGACACAGAAGAAAAGGAAACACCUACAUCUGGUCUUGAAAUGGUGGUUCAUGUUGGUGCAAGUGAAUAAGCACCGGCUUACUUCCGCAACAUAUCCAGAGCUUACAGGAAUCCGCAUAAUAUAAUAAUUUAUGAUAGUUAAUUGACCUAGACAAGAGUACUUGUGCAUUGAGGCACAUUUUAUCUUAGCUUCGUGUUUUAUUUUUCUUUUUUUUGUUUACUGUAUUGGGGUUGAAAAAGAAAAGGGGUGGAAGUUUGUUGACUUAAAUUUAGGUGGGGGAGAUUAGUAAGUUUAUGAUAUUUAUGGUAAUUAAAGGUGUAUGAACCUCUGUUGGUUGUAAAAAUAUUCCAAUGAGGGAUUACUAGUAACUUAAGGGAUUCCUUAGACCUACUUAAAUAACCAUUGUUGCUGUCAGUAUUAAGGGAUUCCUUCGUAUAAUA